Molecule: messenger RNA, 784 nt
Organism: Sebastes umbrosus (honeycomb rockfish)
Lineage: Eukaryota; Metazoa; Chordata; Actinopteri; Perciformes; Sebastidae
Product: ovochymase-2-like
Exons: 4
Coding region: 161-694 (177 amino acids)
Biological process (GO): proteolysis
Molecular function (GO): serine-type endopeptidase activity
Source: RefSeq, a predicted model, not a curated record
GCAGUUGCAUUUCAUUGUGAACGCACAAACCACCCACUGCAAGACUUUACUGGCUUGUUAAUGAGUAUCCCCCCUCACACACACACACACAUACACACACCGGGUCUAGAAAGCAGUUGGUUUCCCAGGAGGACCCAUUCUUGAUGUGUGUGUGUUCGUGAUGAGGACCGCCACCACUCUGCUCUCUCUCUGGUUCUGGGUAAAGCCCGCUGGCAUCAAUGCUGCACCAACAGGUUCAAAGUGUGGGAUUCCUCCGGUGUGGAGCCCCACGGUUCACUCUCUGAGGGUGGUCGGAGGGGCCGAGGCCACAGACGGAUCACAUCCAUGGCUGGUUUCCCUGCAGAACAGGGGUUCUCAUUUCUGUGCAGGGUCCAUCCUGACUGAUCGCUGGAUAAUGACCGCUGCACACUGCUUUACAUCACUCUCAAAAGAGUUUCUCAGUGGUGUGAGAGUGGUGGUGGGAGAGUUUGACCUGAGAGUGGACGAUGAAGAGGAGCAAGUCUUUACCAUCAAGUCUGUCUCAGUCCAUGAGAAGUACAAUCACGCUUUGCCUAUGACCUAUGACAUAGCUCUGGUGGAGCUGGAUCAGCACAUUCUACUGGGCAGGUUUUCCAUUUUGACAAUCCGUAUAGUUCAGGGGUCAGCAACCUGCGGCUCUUUAGCUCCUCUCCAGUGGCUCCCUGUGGAUUUAUAAAAAUGGAAAUGAAUAUAUUAUGAGAAAUAAUCUUGAUAAUAAAAGUCAGAAGUUUACGAGAAAAAAAAGUUGUAGUAUUAUGAGAAUAAA